CGAGCAAACCCGCGAUUUUCAGACCGAAUUACCGUCCACGUUAAGAGCCUACCUAAAGCAUCGAUCGAACAAGGACGCGCGACUAUAUAUCCGACCGUCACCGCUGCCUGCGCAACAUGCCUAGCAUCCCAAAGCUAGACGAUGGCCGGAUCUACCGGAACAGCAUGCACUCCGAGUUUGUCGGAGGGGAGUUUCAUGGCGGACAGACCUUCGUUUCUGAUGGAUCGGAAAGGUCCCGGCGGUCCGAGAUCUUGGAAUGGAUAUCGACGAUUCCAUACACCAGCCACCACAGGAGUAUCAGUGAUUGUCGUCUAGACGGCACUGGUACGUGGAUCUUCGACAAGGAUGAGUAUCGCACCUGGAGAGCAUCGAACGUUUCUCUGCUGUUGUUGUUGCGAGGAAUCCCUGGAGUCGGCAAAACCUACAUUGCCUUGACAGUCGUUGAUUAUUUCCUUCGAACCCCACUCCCGGGAAAGUCGCAUACUUCUAUUGCAACCGAGCCGAGGCAAAUCGCCGAAACCCAGAGAGCAUCUUGAGCACACUUGUCCAGCAGCUUGCCCAAACAAACGAGUCUAGAGUGGACAACCUACUACAACCGGUGGUAGAUUUCUACCAAGAACGAGAACGGAAAGGGCAAAGGUCUUCGCGGCUAAGUCUUACAGAAAGCCAGGAGCUCCUCAUUCAACUCACGGACAUAUAUCCGCAGACGACAAUCUGCCUCGAUGCCUUGGACGAAGUCGACCACCGAAUCCGGAUAAAACUACUGAAGUCACUGCAGUAUGUCAUGGAAAAAUCAAAGAA
Tricharina praecox is the source of this 801-nucleotide messenger RNA. RefSeq lists its product as uncharacterized. The record is from RefSeq and is a predicted model, not a curated record. Lineage: Eukaryota; Fungi; Ascomycota; Pezizomycetes; Pezizales; Pyronemataceae. The transcript is spliced from 5 exons. The coding region runs from base 117 to 536 and encodes 139 amino acids.